AUGGCUGCGGAGAAUCCAGCCAGGACGCUGCAGGAGGAAGCGACGUGUUCCAUCUGCCUGGAUUAUUUUCACGAGCCGGUGAUGAUUAUCGACUGCGGGCACAACUUCUGCCGGGCCUGCAUCACCCAGUGCCAGGAGGGAUGGCAGACAAACCUUUCCUGCCCCUGCUGCAGGGGCAGUUUUCCCCAGAGGAACCUCAAGCCCAACAGGCAGCUGGCCAGCCUGGCAGAGGUGGCCAAGCAGCUCAACCUGCAGCUGAUCAAAGACUCUGGAGGGGAGAGGGUGUGCGAGAAACACCAAGAGGCCCUGAAACUCUUCUGCCAGGACGAUCAGACCCCCAUCUGCGUGGUGUGCAACUGCUCCAAGGAGCACAGGGCUCACAGCGUCGUGCCCAGCGAGGAAGCUGCCCAGGAAUACAAGGUGGAAAUUCAGAGCCAGGUGGAGAUCUUGAAGAAAGAGAGAGCUGAGAUUCAAGUGUUUCAAUCAAGUGGGGAAAUGGCAAGCCAGGAACUGCUGCAAGAAGUGGAAGCCGAGAAGCAGAAGGUUGUGUCUGAAUUUAAGCAGUUGCACCUGUUUCUGGAGAAACAAGAGGAACAUCGACUGGGCCAGCUGAGGGAGCUGGACCAGGAGAUUAAGAAGAGGAGGGAUGAAAAUGCCACCAAAUUCUCCACGGUGCUAUCCUGCCUCGGUGACCUUGUCUGUGAGCUGGAGGGGAAAUGCCAGCAGCCAGUGAGUGAAUUCUUGCAGGACAUCAGAAGCACCUUAAACAGAUGCAUGAAGGGGAAGUUUCAAAAUCCAGCAGCUGAGCCUCCGACCUGGAGAAGGAGAAUCAAGGAACUCUCUCGAGAAAUCGUCUCGCUCCAGGAUGCGGUGAAGAAGUUCAAAGAGACUUUGUCACCUGGCUCCACGUUGAACCUAGCAAAUGUCACUUUUGAUCCGGCCACGGCUCAUCCCCGAUUUGUCGUGUCCGAGAACGGGAAGAGAGUGAGAUGGGGAGACACGCGGCAGGAGCCGCCCUACCGUCCCGAGCGAUUUGAUCCGUCUCGCUGCAUCUUGGGCUCCGAGGGGUUCACCGCGGGGAGCCAUGGCUGGGUGGUGGAGGUGGGGGACGGGGGAACCUGGGCCGUGGGGGUGGCCAGGGAGUCAGUGAAGAGGAAAGGGGAGAUCCUCUUGGACCCUGAGGGAGGGAUCUGGGCGGUGGGGCUCUGCAGAGGUCUGUACCGAGUUCUAAACUCCCCGGUGACGCCUCUUUUUGUGAGCAGGAACCCCCAAAGGAUUGUGGUGUAUGUAAAGUAUGAUGUCCACACGGUGUUGUUUUUUGACCUUGAAAAUUUGGCCUUGCUCUAUUCAUUCCCCUCAGCUGCUUUUGCAGGGGAGAAAGUCUUCCCUUUUUUCCGGCUUGGGGAUAUGCAGACCUGCCUCCGGAUAGGCCCCUGAAUUACAAGGGUAACACGCAGCCUUGGGGCUCUGUACGGAGAGCGCCCGUAGCAGGAGAGGGGCUUCUUCCAUAACCCUUCCUCACGGAUCUCCUGCAGGGAUAUUCGCAGCAUCGCUCGCUGGCCGUAGUCUGGCUGGUGUCAUCCCACAGUGCCGACACCACCAACGCCAACAGAUGGGGCUUUUCCAUCGGUGUAGGAACUCCGCCUCCCCAAGUGAAGGGAACUAUGCUGACGGAAGCCUACUUCCUUUGAACUAGCCCUGUACAGGAU
Molecule: messenger RNA, 1709 nt
Organism: Pelodiscus sinensis (Chinese soft-shelled turtle)
Lineage: Eukaryota; Metazoa; Chordata; Testudines; Trionychidae
Product: zinc finger protein RFP-like
Molecular function (GO): zinc ion binding; protein binding
Source: RefSeq, a predicted model, not a curated record